Molecule: messenger RNA, 138 nt
Organism: Aphanomyces invadans
Lineage: Eukaryota; Oomycota; Saprolegniomycetes; Saprolegniales; Verrucalvaceae
Exons: 2
Coding region: 1-138 (45 amino acids)
Source: RefSeq, a predicted model, not a curated record
AUGUGGCCGGCGGUCAAGUACCUUCCAGAGGCUCGUUCGUCUCACAACCGGCCUGCUGGCACGAUAGCAACGACGUUGGCGAACGUUGACGCUACCUUGUACCGCGACUACGAGAAAUGCUGGACGAUACAACUCUGA